AUGACAGAGAGGGUGUUGGGGCUUGUGCACCCAGAAUGCAAUCUUCUCCAAGAGCUGAAGAAGAAUGAAUUGGCAUGCCUGCCAACAGCAGAGGAGCUACGCAAUGGGACUGCAGGCUGCCAGAGGGAGUGGGAUGGUCUGCUUUGCUGGCCAGCGAUGGGGGCCGGAGCUUCGGUUGCCCUGCCCUGCCCAGACUUCUUCUCUCUCUUUAGCCCCAAGCCAGGGACAGUGAGGAGAGACUGCACUGGCCUGGGCUGGUCAGACCCUUCCCCGACAUACAUGGAGGCGUGCCCGGUGGAGCUGGAGUCUCUGACUGAGGAGAAAGCCUACUUCUCCACAGUAAAGGCUGUCUACACAGUAGGUUACAGCAUCUCCCUGGCUUCCCUCCUCAUAGCCAGCAUCAUCCUGAUGACGCUCAGGAGGCUUCGCUGCCCCAGGAAUUAUAUCCAUGUCCAGCUCUUCUGUACCUUCAUCUUCAAAGCUGUGGCUGUGUUCCUCAAGGAUGCCACUGUGCUCCAAGGCGAGGAUGAGGUUGACCACUGCACCUUCUCUACGACUAGCUGCAAGCUCUCCGUGGCCUUCUCCUACUAUGCCACCAUGACCAACUUCACCUGGCUCCUGGUCGAGGCCCUCUACCUGACCUGUCUCCUGGCCACAUCCUUCCCCAAUGGCACCAGAUAUUUCUGGUGGCUUGUUCUUGGGGGCUGGGGGUUCCCCACGUUGUUCAUCCUCAUCUGGAUCGGCUUCAAGUUGGCUUUUGAAGACAAAGUGUGCUGGGACAUGAAUGAAGACUCUCCCUACUGGUGGAUCGUCAAAGGGCCCAUCGUCCUUUCGGUUGGGGUCACCUUCGGGCUCUUCCUCAACAUCAUCCGCAUCUUGCUCAAGAAGUUGGACUCUGGACAGAACAACUUCCACAGCCACGCCCACUACCGGCGCCUCUCCAAGUCCACCUUGUUCCUGAUCCCCCUGUUUGGAACUCACUACAUCCUCUUUAACUUCCUCCCGGACAGCGCCGGCGUCGGCCUCCGCCUCGGCCUCGAGCUGGGCUUUGGCUCCUUCCAGGGGUUCCUCGUGGCCGUCCUCUACUGCUUUCUCAACCACGAGGUCCGAGCCGAGCUAAGCAGGAGGUGGCGCGGCCGUCACCGCGGCCUCGAGCUGCCCGGGAGGCCGAGUCGGCCCGGGAGGAGGGCGGCCCGGGGCUCAGGACCCAGGGUGCCGACGUCCGCGUGCUAGAGUCACCAGCUCCGCCCAGCAGCCUCAGCAGCGGCUCCGGCGAGGCCCCCCUCCCCACGUGCCUAGUCCCGGGCUCAGCAAAGCCGCAGGAGAGCAGAGGAGGAGGGGGCGGAGCUGCUGGCCCCUGCUGGGGGGGGGGGCGGGAGGGGGAGGACGACACUUUAGCCCCGCCCCAACCCCGGAACAGUUCCAGAGCUGCAGGUCUCCCCCACCCCCCAGGCCUGCCAGCUUCCGUCCCCGCCACCAGGAAGCCCCCCGGGGAAGUGGAGGGAGGCAGGGUGGCCCUCUCCUCUCGCCCUCUUGGGCCCCUUAGCCUUCUCCUGCUCCCCUGGUAGCCAGUCUGGGUGCCCCCACUCGGCCAGGAGCCGAGAAUAGUCGGGGUGUUCGUCUGGCCUCUGGGCCCAUCUCACCCCUCGUGCCCCAGGCGCCGCCCACGAGGCCCGUCCAGAGCUCUGGUCCCCUGGAAGCCCCCGGAGGGCUGGAGCUCCUGGCUUGUUAAGGCCCAGUAAAAGGGGCCCAGGCGGAGUGGCCCUGCGUGCUCCUCUCCCACAAUCCUCCUCAGGAUGACUCCAGCCUCAGGCUCCGCACCAUGGACAGGGUUGCAGCCCCUCCCGCUGUCUCAAUAAACCCUGAUUAAGCACCUA
Molecule: messenger RNA, 1877 nt
Organism: Monodelphis domestica (gray short-tailed opossum)
Lineage: Eukaryota; Metazoa; Chordata; Mammalia; Didelphimorphia; Didelphidae
Gene: GHRHR
Product: growth hormone releasing hormone receptor
Biological process (GO): cell surface receptor signaling pathway; adenylate cyclase-activating G protein-coupled receptor signaling pathway; positive regulation of cell population proliferation
Cellular component (GO): plasma membrane
Molecular function (GO): G protein-coupled peptide receptor activity; growth factor binding; peptide hormone binding
Source: RefSeq, a predicted model, not a curated record